Messenger RNA from Paraphaeosphaeria sporulosa, 2029 nucleotides. RefSeq names its product Paf1-domain-containing protein. Gene Ontology annotation, molecular function: chromatin binding; RNA polymerase II complex binding. The record is from RefSeq and is a predicted model, not a curated record. Lineage: Eukaryota; Fungi; Ascomycota; Dothideomycetes; Pleosporales; Didymosphaeriaceae. Bases 414 to 1772 code for a protein of 452 amino acids. Gene Ontology annotation, biological process: transcription elongation by RNA polymerase II. The transcript is spliced from 2 exons. Gene Ontology annotation, cellular component: Cdc73/Paf1 complex.
UCUGUGAGCUGCAUAUCCAUUUUUGAGAUGUGCUAUUGUUUGGGUCACGCUCGGAGUUGUAUUAGAAAGGUCACGUUGUUAAUGCCGGCUGCCAGCAGCUGUAAAUAUUUAAUAUUGGAUGGAUGAAGGAAGACGGAUGUAAAUGGGCGAGAAACAUGUAUAUCAAUACGUAAUUCAAACCUCGUCCGCUCUGCGGAAUACCUUACUCAAUCAUCCCAAUCGACACUGCCCAGACGAACUUGUCUGGGCCUUUGUAUGAUGUGUUCUGCUUCCUAAACUCCGUCGGCAGGGGGCCCGUGCGGCGUGCGGUCUUGGCUGCUGGAAGCUUGAAGACGCGCCGCAACGCCAACUUUCUUUCAGCACUUUCGCUCGACUCUCACCGUUCUCUUCCUGAUCACUCCUCCUGCAGCGACAUGGCGAGACCACAGACCUACCAGCAAGACUAUAUUGCGCGCAUACGAUUCUCCAAUGCGCUGCCACCGCCGCCAUGUCCCCCGAAACUUCUUGAUAUACCCAAUACAGGCCUGUCAAGCGGACAGUACACGUCGGCAGCAUUCGCGUCCAGACUGGCAAGGGAACAGCCGCUAAACAUCGAGGCGGAUGCAGAGCUCGGCAUGCCCAUCGACCUGGUCGGGAUUCCAGGGGUCUUCGACGGCGAUGAAUCUGCUAUCCAGGCGCUCCCUCACGCUCCAGUGCUGCACCCCGCCGACCGCGCAUUGAUGCGACCCCCCAAUGCGCUGGGCAAGUCCACGGCGAGCGCUGCCGGUGCGUCGUUCUUGCGCCGCACUGAAUACAUCACAUCGAGCACGGCGGGCAGCAAGUCCACAUUUGAAUCGAGUACCUCGUCAAACACGAUGCGGCUGAAAAAGAAACGCACGCGCGUGAACGCUCGGGAAGACGACCCUAUCUAUAUCACUCGCAACAUCUUGAAGGGAUUCAACCUCGCAUACCCGGAAGACGCCUACACAGGUCCUGAUACAACCGAGAACUUGCGGGGCGCAGAGAUCAGUGUCGAGGACAAGCGCGCCUGGAAGAAUCCCAAGCACCCGCGCAACGAGAAGCUGGAGCUUGUUGGUUCAUACCCGUUGGUACCAGAUUGGGACGCCCUUCCCGACACUGGUAGCUAUGCCAUGUUCAAAUUUCAACACGCGCCCAUCAAAGACCAGUCCAACCCUUCCGCAUACGACCCACGUAUCGACGUGUCUAUUCUCCGCCUGGCAGGCGAGUCAGUUGACGAUCGCGAGACACACAUGCAAGAGCAAGAGGCCUAUAAACUGGAUCCGUCGGGACCUGUUCCUCUCCCCAAAUUCCACUACGAAUUCUUCCUGCCUACGAAUCGCGAGAGGGUGGCGGGCAUCAAGCGCCACUUCACAACCAACGAUCCCGACUCGCCAGAGUUGGCGUUCGAGGAGACUGUCGACGAUGAAGGGCGCCCUAGGAAAUUCUUCAGAUACGAAAACAUCCGGACCUACGAGACGGCCACUCAACAGAGCAACCUCGACGACCGCUAUGGCGAUACUGUGGCGCUCGCGCUGCAUGAUCCUGACAUUCACACCAAUGAGAACUUGCGCGAUAGCAAGCUCCAGAAGGCGGCGUAUUUCUAUCCCAUAGGGCAGAAAACCCAGAUCAGAGCGCGGAGGCCAGGGCGCAUUCAGAUGGUGGAGGAGUUCCCCAAGAUCGAUUACCUCGAUGCUUCAGGUCGAGCGCCGGACGAGGAAGAGGCCAGCAAGCGCGAGGACGUACACAGGGCAUAUGAUCCGGAGAACCUUUGAGGUACGUGGAGAUAUUGGUCGCGUCAGUACUUGCUGGUUUCUAUUUUGGGAGACGUGGUUCACAUUUCAAGCGCGGCGUUGAGGGGGGGAAAUUGCAUAUAGGGCUACCGGAUUUGGCUUCUAUCUUGGGGUGAGAGCGACCUGGAGACUAAACAUGGCUAGCAUGUACGAUACUAAUCGGCACUUGGACAACUUCUAGCAUCUGUGAAUAGAUAACAUCGCCAAGCGUCCUCGGCUCUCUAGACAAGUGUGAACAA